GCCCGAGGCGGGCCCCUCUCCGGUGCACGGACUUAGGCAGCUGCGCGCGCGGCCGGCGCGGGCGCCUCCCCCAUGCUGCUCGGAGCGUCCUGGCUGUGCGCGUCCAAGGCGGCCGCCGCUGCUGCGCAGAGCGAGGGGGACGAGGACAGGCCGGGCGAGCAGCGGCGGCGGCGGGUGGCGGCCGAGGGGACUGGCGAGGAUAUGGACGAGUCGUCGCUGCUGGAUCUGCUGGAGUGCUCCGUGUGCCUGGAGCGUCUGGAUACCACGGCCAAGGUGCUGCCAUGCCAGCACACCUUCUGCCGCCGCUGCCUGGAGAGCAUCGUGUGCUCUCGCCACGAGCUCCGCUGCCCCGAGUGCCGCAUCCUGGUGGGCUGCGGCGUGGACGAGCUGCCCGCUAACAUCCUGCUCGUGCGCCUGCUGGACGGCAUCCGCCAGAGGCCCCGCGCAGGCACCAGCCCUGGUGGCAGUCCUCCCGCGCGCCCUGGCCCCAGUGCGUCCCCCGGGCUCGCCGGUGGUGGGGGCGGCGCGGCGGGCAGCGCCCCUGGAUCCCCGGUCUUCCUUCCCGCCGCUUUGGGGAGCGCCACCUCCAGCCUGUGCGAAUUGGCAACCAACCGGAGCGUGCCUGCGGCCAAGAAUUUAUCCCAGCUUCCCUAUGGCAAGGCCCUUUACAGCUACGAGGGGAAAGAACCUGGUGACCUCAAGUUCAACAAGGGGGAUAUCAUCAUCCUGCGGCGCAAGGUGGAUGAGAACUGGUACCAUGGAGAGCUGCAGGGCACCCAUGGCUUUCUCCCAGCCAGCUACAUUCAGUGUGUUCGGCCUUUGCCACAGGCUCCGCCCCAGGGUAAAGCACUUUAUGACUUUGAGAUGAAGGACAGAGACCAAGACAAAGACUGCCUGACCUUCACCAAGGAUGAAGUUUUGACAGUGAUCCGGAGAGUGGAUGACAACUGGGCUGAAGGCAUGCUCGGAGACAAGAUUGGGAUCUUCCCCCUGCUGUAUGUGGAGCUCAACGACUCUGCCAAGCAACUCAUUGAGAUGGACAAGCCAUGUCCAGCUGCCACAGCUGCAUCUGGCUGUGACACUCCCUUGUCCUCUGAGUCCGGUGGGGUGGCCAACAUGGCCCCAGGCCACACUCUAGGUAGCUCAGGGGCAGUCAGUGCCUUCCAGCGGCGUGUGGACAGCAAGAAGAAUGCCAAGAAACGCCACUCCUUCACGGCGCUCAGUGUGACGCACAAAUCCUUACAGGCUUCCAGCCACAGGCAUUCCAUGGAAAUUAGUGCUCCAGUGCUCAUCAGCUCCAGUGACCCCCGUGCUGCUGCCAGGAUUGGGGAGCUUGUUCAUCUGUCCUGCACUGUGCCCACCCAGGAUUCCUCUUCAACUGGACUCAUCCCCACAGUCAUUCCUCGAUCUACUGCAGUGGCUGGAGACCCGGUCACAUCUCCCAAAGUCCAGUUGCCCCUCAAUGUAUACCUGGCUCUCUAUGCUUACAAACCCCAGAAGAAUGAUGAGCUGGAGCUGCGCAAGGGUGAGAUGUAUCGGGUGCUGGAGAAGUGUCAGGACGGCUGGUUCAAGGGGGCAUCACUGAGGACUGGGGUCUCUGGGGUCUUCCCAGGAAAUUAUGUGACUCCUGUCUCAAGGGUUCCUGGAGGAGGAGCUGGGUCAUCUCGGAACAAUGUGCUUGGAGGGUCUCCACUGGCCAAAGGGAUGACCACUACCAUGCAGCCUGGUGGUGGAAGUUUGAGCAGUCCAGCAACCACCACCAGGCCAUCCCUGUCCCUUACCACACCUCAGGCUCAUGCCCAGCACCUGGCAGCUUCUCCACCAAUAGGCAGCUGCCUGCGUCAUGCAGCCCAGCCCACAGCCAACCAGACUCGGAACACCAUUCCAGCAGCCACCCACCCCUCAGCCCAGGCCCAGGAUCGACCCACUGCUACCGUGUCACCUCUGCGUACUCAAAACUCUCCAUCCCGCUUAUCUGCCACCAGCCUCAGGCCCCACUCCAUGGUGUCCCCACAGCACAGCCAGCAGCCUCCGAUGCAGAUGUGCCCCCGGCCGGCUAUCCCCCUCACAUCUGCAGCAUCAGCCAUCACCCCUCCCAAUGUCAAUGCUGCCAACCUCAAUGGGGAAGCUGCCGGGGGACCCGUCAGCAGCCUGUGUGCACCCAGCCCCACCAACGCAGGGUGCAAGUCAGAGGACAAGAAGAAUGAAAAGAAAGAGAAGAAGAGCGGGCUGCUGAAACUUCUAGCUGGGGCAUCUACCAAGAAGAAGACACGUUCUCCGCCAUCCAUCUCUCCAACCCAUGACCCCCAGGUAGUCAUGGAUUCUUCACUCCAGGGUGCCACGGGCCCUGAAGUGUCCCCAUUGUCCAUCCAUGGCAGAGCCGGCUCCUGUCCUAUAGAGAGCGAGAUGCAGGGGGCCAUGGGGUUGGAGCCUCUACACAGAAAAGCAGGCUCCUUGGAUCUAAACUUCUCCUCAUCUCCUUCCCGACAAGCACCUCUUUGCAUGGCUGCCAUCCGCCCUGAGCCCAAGCCAUUACCCAGAGAGAGGUACCGGGUAGUGGUCUCCUACCCACCCCAAAGUGAAGCGGAGAUCGAGCUGAAGGAAGGCGACAUUGUCUUCGUGCACAAGAAGCGAGAGGAUGGUUGGUACAAAGGGACUCUACAGCGGAACGGCCGCACAGGCCUCUUCCCUGGCAGCUUUGUGGAGAGCUUUUGAAGCCUGGUGCUCUUGUUCGGCACUGCUGGCUUCACGGAGGGUCUCCAGGAAACUGCCCCAGCUUGUUCCAGCUGUCAGUCUGUCCAUCACUCCCUCUUGUGGACCACAGAAGACCUUGAAGUUGAAGAGCACAUAGCUGCCUCCUGAUCUUUCUGGGACUUGCUCUACCCAUCAUGCCCUAGGCCCCAGGUCAUUUCAGGGGCACCUGGCAGGAACACCUGGACUGGGGUAGGGACCAAGGGUGGGUACACCUUCACCUGAAACCCCAUCUAAGAGCACACCAGGGUGUACUUUAAGGCCAUGCCAAGCCCUAGUAGGAAGGUGCCCAUACGGGCAUAUGUGCUGCUGUGUCCUCUGUCACCCAAGCAGUGCUUGCCACCUACACAAGAUGAGGAGCUGCAGAGGCUGCAGGCCUGGGCGGUGGGCUGGGGCCAAGAGCACUGGGAGGUGUCUUCCCUGGCUGCCCUGGAUGUCAGCCCUCUAUAUACCUCAGUCACCUGCUGCCUCUCCCCUCAGCUAGGGCGUUCACCAGUCCCUGAAAGGCCAGCCUCAUGGCUCCUAUUGGGUAGCCAAGCAGAAUCCUUGUGGCUUUGUCUCCUACCAGGAUUAUACUCAACACAGUUGUGUUCACUGUUGUCCCUCUACAUCGCUUCCUUCUUACAACAUCUUUUUAAUGUACAGCUGUUCGACUUUAUAUAUUUCUAGUAGGUCAGACAUUGCCUAUUUUUCAUACAUCUGGUGCUGCCUUUUUGUAAAACUAGUAAUGACUUGGGUGAGCUUGAAAGUAAAAAAAAAAAAAAAAAGUCUGAGGUAACAUCAAAGGCAGGAUUUUUAUAUUUACUAUUCAAAUUCUGAAGCCCGCUGUGAAGCCAGUCCUCAGCAUCGGCGCUGGCCACUGCUCUCUGUGAAGUGAGCGUUAGUGCUCUGCUGAGGUGAUAGGAGGGAGUUGGAAAGAGCCAACUUCUUUAAACCCUUACCCAAACCCCAGGCUCUGUCUAGACAGGGAUAAUUAUUACUCAAGAACUGGAAACAUGUCGAGGAGGACUGCCACAAAUGUCCUUUCAUGUGGCAGUACAGAGAACACAUAGGCCAACCCCAGCCCGGGAAGGUAGAAGCUUCCAUUUAUUGUUUCAGGAAGAAUCACUGCAGUCUCAAAAUCCGAUUUCUUACUGUCAAAAUGAGCAAGGUUUUUGUUUGUUUUGUUUGACCACAGCUACAAUCACCAUCUUGCAAAGAUUUUUUUUUUCUCCUUUUUAAAAAAUAAAUAACUGUUCCCAUUGUCCGGCUGUGCUAAACUUCCUACGCUGGAUACCUGAAGCACAGAGAGAAUGCAAGUCUGAUGUGUGGCUGAAGACUUGCAGAGACAACUCUAAGGAUCUGGGGAUGCUGGAAAGGGAGAGAGGCAGAAGGGGUGACCUCUGUCCUGGGACAAUCCCCUGAGUGUGUUGAUGGAUCUGUGUUCAUUAAUGUGAUGAGUCUCUUCCCAAGCAAACUGCCCGGAGAAACUCUGUUAGGAGACAACUUUGUCCUUAAGAUGUGUACCUUAGAGACACAUUUUUCUCAUCUCCGAAGUUGCAAUCUAUAUCCUCUUUACAUACAUUUUUAUACAAACUACUCAGACUUCUUAAGUUAUACUGAAUUAAUUAGCCUCCAGGAGCAGAAGGUGUCACUGGUUUUCAGAGAUGCCACACAUUUUAGAAAUGCAAUCUCUUGCCUGGCAUGAAGCCUUUGAAAUGGGGAACACUCAUUUUCAGAGUUCCUAUUUGGGGGUAUAACUUGGCUAUUUACAACUGCCACAUGGGGCAGUCACAUAGAAGGUAUGUGGGGCUUUUUCCUCUCCCACCAGAUAAUAGACUUAAUGGACAUGAGAAAUGAGUCCUGAAUCAGAGAGAAAUUCUGGCUUAAACACAGGGAACUCUAUGUGCUGGGUUAGUAACAACCAGAAUGUAUCUACUCACCAUCAUUGCCAAAUCACUCGAUUACCCAUGCACAAAAAUCCUGUGCGUGUUUAAAUUCAUGCUGUCACCCAACAGGUGCACAGAUUAACACCGUAGGUGAGACAUAUUUUCCAGCAGAACCAGAACUAACUCAAGUUUCUGUAAAAUAAAAAAUGCAUUUUUCCUUAAAGGAGGGCAGCUACAAAGCAACUACAUAGACUAACUCGGGCCUACUUUCCUCAUCCAGCCACUACUCCCGUGGUGCUCAUAGUGGAAACGUGUGGUAAGCGAGUGACAGCUGGCCCGGAAGAACACCCCAAUUCACCAUAGAGGGCUGGGCCAAGUAUCACUGUGUCUUUAGAAGUCAUUAACCGGCCCCUCCCCUGGCAGAAAUCAGAGGUGGACACUGGAACCAUCUUGAGAAGAAUAAUGAUGUUGCAGGCCCAGCCAGCACUAGGGUCUGCUCUCAGGCUGGGCGGUACUCCUGGAGUGAUGCCAGGCAGGGGAAAUAACCACACGACCCACCCCCAUGAAUCAUCUGAGUGCUUUCCAAACAUUCAGGCCCUUCCGCCUUCAUGACCACAGAAUCCCCGAGCAAGAGCAGCAAUAGAAGCCCUUGUCCUUUGGGGCAUCGUGCCUCCAAGUACACAUGUGAUGUGGCUAGUGAGAUGAAACCCAUACUUCAUCCUGGCCCAUGCUGGGAACUUCCUAGGUGUCAGUGGCAUGUGAUGGCUAAGGUGUUAUGUUGGUGUUUUGUUUUGUUUUGUUGAGGAGCAUUAUAGUAUAGUCAUGCCCAACUGAGUGAGGUCAGCAGAUACCAAGGAGACAGGGCCACAAGGGUCAGGGAAGCACAUGGGAUGGCAGGCAGCAGGGUAUAAAUGCCAUGCGGAACACCCCAAAACCAGUUCAGCCAACUGACUGGGAAUUCUUUGUACUUUGCACAGUAUACACACACACAUGCGCGCACAUGCAUACACACAGAGAUACACACACAUACAAUGUUUCUGUUAUACACCGAUGUCAGUGUGUGAUUUUGGAAGAAUUGACUGUGGUGACAAAUUAUGAUGCCUGUGUUUCCAAGUCUUUCAAUAAAAAUGAACGUGGA
Molecule: messenger RNA, 5757 nt
Organism: Dipodomys spectabilis (banner-tailed kangaroo rat)
Lineage: Eukaryota; Metazoa; Chordata; Mammalia; Rodentia; Heteromyidae
Gene: Sh3rf3
Product: SH3 domain containing ring finger 3
Exons: 10
Coding region: 73-2715 (880 amino acids)
Molecular function (GO): metal ion binding; protein binding
Source: RefSeq, a predicted model, not a curated record